Vollenhovia emeryi is the source of this 1077-nucleotide messenger RNA. It is a transcript of the gene l(3)neo43, whose product is annotated as cytochrome c oxidase assembly protein COX16 homolog, mitochondrial. The record is from RefSeq and is a predicted model, not a curated record. NCBI's taxonomy places the organism in Eukaryota, Metazoa, Arthropoda, Insecta, Hymenoptera, Formicidae. Gene Ontology annotation, biological process: mitochondrial respiratory chain complex IV assembly. The transcript has 3 exons. Gene Ontology annotation, cellular component: mitochondrial inner membrane. Bases 397 to 690 code for a protein of 97 amino acids.
GACUCUGGCAAUCUGUUGUAUGGCGUCAUGAUAUUUUAGUUCUUGGGUAAGGACCAUGGUGGCGCUGUUGUUCCUAUGUUCAUUACAUAUUAAUUUCGUAGCUAGCAGUCCAGGUUUCUAUAGUCAAAGAUCGGGUUAGAGUCGAAACUCUGAGCAACUCAACCCCAGUCAUCGGGUUAGGAAUCUGAACACACCCCUGUGGCUUCUUAACGUGGCAUCUACAUCCACCAUUGGAUUCGAGCUGCUACGCAUGCGCACGAAGUCUCCUGUAGCAGACGAUUCCUUGCAAGCCAUCACUGAUCUCUCUGUCUUCUUGAUACAUGCUUCUAAGCAGUGUAAGCAUGGUCUUCGUCUAAACGAAGGUUAUGGUUAUGAUUGCGUGUGCUAAGUUAAUAAAUGAAUAAUGUAAUGUCACACCCUAGAGUUUGGCGGUAUGGUAUACCGUUUAUGAUUUUUAUCAUCGGCGGAUCGUUUGGCCUCCGAGAAUUUACAGAAUUACGUUAUAGGUACAAACGUACGAAUGAAUAUAAAAUACGCGAGGAAUUAGAGAAGCAAGGAAUUCAAAUGAGAGAACCGGAAGAAAUUACUUUAGAAAAAGAAUACGAAAAGUUGCAGGAGGUGGAUUUGGAUAAUUGGGAGAAUGUUCGGAUACAGAGACCAUGGGACGAAUCAGAAAAUACAACAGCUUAAGUAUGAAUGAAACUAUUUUGGCUUAUGUGCUCACAAUAUAAUUAGCAGAGACGACAUAUGAUUAAUUCGUCAGUCUUUAAAAUAAAUAUAAUACAUUCACUUUUUAAUCACAUGAACAUUUGUUAUUUUUCAGUAACCUAUUUGAAUUUUUAUCUUGUUGAAAAAAAAUUUAAUAACAAUAAAUAACAAUUUUCUGAUGUAUAUUAAGAUGUACAUGAACAUUGUUAUAGUUUUAGAAGAAUAUUUGAAGCUUAUAAGUGGCUGUAAUGCAACGUAUCAGAAAAUAAGCAUAUAUGUAUUUUUAACAAAUAUUUUAUAAUAUAUUGUAUAAUACGUUGUAUAAACUGUUAAUUUGUUAGCCAACUAAAUAAAACUCCUUUUAUAAAU